AGAGACUAAACUCGAAAUAAAAUCAAACCAAAAGAUAGAUAGAAAUUAAUAACAAAGUGUUAGAGACCAAAUACAUAUAUACCCAAACCAAGGGGACAAUUCUUGUAAUUUACUCUAGCAAUUAUUUUGAAAUUUGGUUUCGGUGGUCCUUCCCAGUUGCUCCAUUUCCCACGUAGAUUCGAUAUUUCAUGCCGGAUCUUGUCUCAGCUUCCUUCUACACUGGUUAUACGAAGUUACGAACCUCUAUGCUUUGAUUACCUUCCAUCUAUACACACAUAUGUGUCAUAUCUUCUUCAGUUGCUCACCCCUAAAACCUGAAAGUUCAAGAGCUUUGUAUUACUAGAAUAAGUUUUCAUUUGGGAACUACUCUGCUUUUCGAAAGAACGACUUAACAGAUCAUGGCUCAAACACUAGAAGCCAUCAAAGGUGGUGGUGGAUCCAUAAAAGUUGGAACCACGGGCACCAUCAAUGCCUUAAUGUCAAGGGAACUACAAUCAGUCAAAGUUCCAUCUCCAAAAACAACCUUGGAACAACCUAAUAAUGCUGCAAUGGAUUCAAAACCGAAACCAAAAGUACAAACAGAGGAAGCAACCGCCAGUUGCAGUGGUGGCACCACCACGAAUGAGAAAGAAACCGGUGGUGGUUCCCGGAAACCGAAGCAUCACCAUGCCAGAACGGCUAGCCGGAAUCCUUUUCUCCGGUCUGACAGUGGGGAUGGAAAUGGAACUUCGGGUAGAAAGAAGAAUGACAAAAAGGCGUCUUGCAUUGUUGAAAUUGUGGAUGUAAAAUGUGGAGUGCCCGAUAAGUCGUGGGCAAAUCCGAUUACAAAUAAGUUCAAGAAACUUAGUUUCUCAAAGCUUUCGGUGUAAUGGAUUUAGCAAUAAACAAAUUGCAAAAGUUUAUCGAGUAAAUUAGAUAGCUGAUUUUUGCAAUUUCA
This is a messenger RNA of Lactuca sativa (garden lettuce), 937 nucleotides long. RefSeq names its product hexon. The record is from RefSeq and is a predicted model, not a curated record. Lineage: Eukaryota; Viridiplantae; Streptophyta; Magnoliopsida; Asterales; Asteraceae.